ACAAAAUACAAGAGAAAUUAUUGUUUAAACAAUUAAUUUAUUUACAUACAAUUUGUAAUUCAAUUGCCCUCGUGCUUUGCUUUUCGGGAAACUGUGAUUUACUUCUAGAGGUGUUUUUCGCAAACGCGUCGAUGUGUUGUGUUCGCCAGCGCGGCCACAGUAACAACAAAAGUGUAGAACGCUUGGCGAAGGGCGCAUUGGGAAGAGUGAAGUUUAUACAAAAGCCAAUAAAAUGGAAAAUCUAAAAAUCAGUGAUAAGUUGUUUGAUAAAGUAAUUUACUUUGUCGUUGGAAAUUUGGAUGAUGAGACUGAGAAGUUAUUGAAGAACGGCGGUGCACAAUCAAAGAAGUACCUGUGCGAUCAAAUUACACAUUUAAUAUGCGCUCCCAACUACUCCGAGGAGGAGCUGUCCAUGAACGUUGACCUCUACAAUGUGAUACCCGUGACAGAGCAAUGGAUAAUACACAGCGCCAAGCUGGGCCGCAUGGCCUCGACGCGUGCGUUCGAUCCCACCCAACCGCGAUUCUUGCGCGGCAUACGCGUUGCCAUUACCAAUGUAGUGGCAAGCGAUCGACGUCGCCUUUCGGCGAUGCUCACAUACCAAGGUGCUGUUGUUACGCACAGCUUUGGGGCGACAAACACACAUCUUGUGUGCGGUGCUGCCACUGGUGGCAUUUACUCGAAAGCGCUGGCGCUCCCCAAGAAUGCUAUAAGCAUAGUAACCCCCGACUGGGUUACGGACUGCCUUAAGUGUCAGACUAGUUUGCAAUGCGAUCCGUACCAUCCGCGUCUUCUUAAGCCUGUGGAGAAAUCGCGCGCACUAAAGGCUACAUCGGCGCAGCAUCAGCAACAACAACAGCAGCAGCAGCAACAACAGCAGCAUCAGCAGCAACAUAUAUUGCAGCAAUCGAGCUCAUCAACCCUUUCGGACAUACUCGGACUAGCGGAAAGCUUGCCAAGUGGGAGCAAAGUUGAUGACAGUGCGGCAGCCAAAAGCAUUGCUAGCAUCAAAUCGCAAUUGCAGGCAUCGGCAGAGCGGGUUACUAUGGCAGCAGAACAACAUCAGCACCAGCAGCAACAACAACAGCAGCACUUAUCCAUGUCGGCACAACAACAAGUCGUGUUCGUUCGUCCACGUAACUUGCAGCAGCAGCAACAAUUACAGCAGCAGCAUCAACAACAGCAGCUUCAGUUGCAACAACAGGGUGCACCGCAGCAACAAAUCAUUAUACAACAACAAAAAAUCAUACCAGCCAAUAUGCUGCAACAACAGCAGCGUCAAAUGAUGAAAAGUCCACAACAGCAGCAACAGGAUCAGCAACAACAACAACAGCAGCAACAACAGCAGCAGCAACAACAGCAGCAGCAACAACAACAACAGCAGCAGCAACAACAGCAGCAAUUUUUACCUCAACCAAGAUUACCUACAACACCUAACAUGGUUCAACCGCCUGCACCGCCACGCACGCCACAACCAUCGCCGUCGGGUCGUCAAACACCGCGCACGCCACAACCUUCGACCACACCACAACCCCCCCUGACGCCAGUUCAAUCGCCACAAGGAAUGGCCGGACAGCAGCAAGGUGCACCUAUGACGCCCCAGCAGCAACAACAGCAACCCAUCCAGCAACUAACACCACAGCAACCACAACAACAACAGCAACUGCAACAACCUCAGCAAGUGCCGCCACAAGUGUUGCAACAACACAUAAUACGCCAACAACAUAGACUACAGCAACAACAAAUGCAACUAGAACAACAACUGCAACAGCAAAUACAAAGCGGGCAAAGUGUGACGCCGCAACAGCAAAAUUUGCAACGUCAGAUUCAGCAUCAACAACAGUCUCUUAUUCAACAGCAGACGCAGCUUCAGCUUCAUAUACAGCAGCAACAACAACAACAACAACAGCAGCAGCAACAACAACAGCAGCAACAAUCACCACGAAUGGUGCAAAAUAGAUCGCCAAUAAUGACACCAAACACACCCACAUCGUCAAUGCAGCAAGUUGGUCCCAAUAUGGGAGCUGGCACACCAUCGCCGUCCUAUCAACAGCAGCAACAACAGAACAUGGGUGUCGUCAUGCCACCUAGCACGCCAUCACCAUCGUUGCAGCAGCAACAACAGCCGAAUAUGGUGGCCGCUAACAUGUUGCCACCACAGUCGCCCCGCCAGCUGCAAUCGCCAGCACCUCAGAUGACACCACCACCACCGCCAUCGCCGCAAAUGCAGCAGCAACAACAUUUACGUCAGCAGAACCAACAAAAUCGUCAACAGCAGCACAUGAUGGGCUCGCCGCAGCACCAGCAACAACAGCAACAGCCUCCGCAGCCAAUGAUGUCGCCACAACAGCCUUUUCAGCAGCCCGUGCAUCAGCAACAACGCAUGCAGCUGCAACAGCAGUUGGCACAGCAACAGCAGCAGAGUCCCCAACACAUUUCAGCGCCUCAAUCACCACAAAUUUCACAAACACCUCCCAUGCAAACCAAACAGCAGCAGCAACAGCCGCAACAACAGCAAUCCUAUGCCCAACAGAAACCAAUCGAUCCCACAGAUCCUGUUCAGGUGGCGCAAGUGCUAAGUCGCUCGGCACUUAGCUCAAAUCAGGACUCUUUGAUAAUGCGACAGCAGCAGCUCAAGCAGCAACAGCUACUCCAGCAGCAGCAGCAGCAACAACAACAGCAACAAGGUCUCCAGCAACAGCAGCCUAUGGCACAACAACAACAACAGCAGCAGCAACAACAACAACAGCAGCAGCUACAACAACAACAGCAUGUGCCUGCAGCUCGGCAAUCUCCUUCAACUGCACAGCCACAGCAGGCGAUCCAACAGCAGCAGCAGCAGCAACAACCGCCACAGCAACAUGUGCAGGCACAACAGCAAGUUAUCACACAACGGCAUGUGAUCAAUACAUCGACGGCGCAAGGCCAGCAAAUUAUACAGAGCCAUAUGAUGAACAUACAACAGCAGAAGCAACAGCAGAUCUUGCAAUUGCAGCAGCAACAGCAGUUGUUGCAACAGCAGAAAGCGGGACUAGUGGAAUCGCAGCUACAGCCGCAACAGCAACAAACGGCGGCGGCACAACAAGCACCGCCACAGCAACAUCAACAGGUGCAGUUCACUCAGCAGCAAAACAUAGCGCUAGGCAGUGGCGGGCAAGUGAGAAUUAUACAGCAAACUAUACAGCCACCGCCACAACAGCAGCCCCAGCAAGUUCAACAGCAAUCGCAAGCAACUGCACAGCAACAGCUUGUGGGAAACUUUCAGCAGCAGCCUCAACAGCCCAUGCAGCCGAUGCAGCCGCGAUUCGCCAGACAAUUGGGCCUAAGGACCGGUGCCGAAACGGAAGAGGAACAAGUGGCGCUGGUUAAGGAUGCAUCAGGAGCGUGGAAUAAGCAGCCGCUGCAACCGCAGCAACAGCAGCCCAUGCAGCCGCAAAGUAAAAAGUUUAUUAUAAGUCAGCAGCAAUUCAAUCAACUGAGCGCGCAGCAACAGCAACACAUAUUGGCACAGAAUCAACAGAAUCAAAAUGUGUUCAUUGUAAAUCAAACGAAUAUAUCGCAGCAACAGCAGCAACAAAUGUUGCAACAGAAUACCAAUCCGCUGGUACUGCAGCAACAACAACAACAACAGCAGCAGCAGCAGCAACAACAACAGGUGCCACAACAAAUUCAACAUCAGCUAAUAACGCAGCAACCGCAACGAUUGCCACCGCCAGCGCAACAACAGCAGCAACAACAUCCCAUUGUGAUCAAUCAACAACUUAUCAACGAUCCACGUUUGCAAUAUCUGCAACAGCAGCCACUUGUGGCACCUCCCGUGCAACAGCAGCAGCCGCAACAGCAACAUCCGGCAAUCAUGCAACAAGUGCUGAUAAAGCAACAACUUCCACAGCGUACGCCGCCGCCCCAAUCGCCACAGUCACAGCAGCAACAAUCGCCACAGCAUCACGCGCAAAUGCAACAACCCCACUGGUCGCCACAAAGUCCGGCGCAAGCGCAGCUUCAACCGCAGCAGCCUACCACACCCGGCACCCCCACCAGCACGGCUGGUAUGCAAGGCAUGCAAUCCCCAUUGUCUGGCCCACAAACGCCGCAACAACAACAGCAGCAACAGCAACAAUUGCAAAGUCCUUUGGGGCAGUUCGCACGUAGCAUGCGGCCUCAAACGCCUUGGCAGACGCAACAGCAAGUGCCACCGCCACAACCUGGUCAAGCACCACAACAACCACAGCAGCAGCCUCAACAGCAGCAAAUCGUGUUGCCACCGGCUGUGAUUGCCGCUGGCCAAAUGCCCGCACAGCAGCCGCAAGGACAACCAAUAGGACUUCCGCCGCAGCAGCAACAGCAACGACAACUCAUACACCUGGACGAGAAAACGCACGCCCACUUCAUGUCCUUGGAUGCGCACAAGCGUGCCGAAUACAUCACCAAACUGAAUCAGGCCAAGCCCAGAGUUAUGCUGCGCCAGCAAGUGGCAUACCAGCCGCGUCCAGGAGCACCCGGGGUGGUCGCCACACGUGCUGCCGGCCCCGGCACCCCACACAUCAUUGUUCAGAGUCAGAUGCCGGGUGGUCUGACGGCCCAGCAACAAAUGCUGUGGUUGCAGCAGCAGGGAACGCGACAGGUGCUGGUUCGUGCAGGCGGUGCCCCCGGCCUUAGUCCCAUUACUCAGCAACAGCAGCAACAACAGCCGGGCGCACCACCACAGCCACAGCAGGCUUUCAAUCCCAAUGAUCCCAGUCAACAGAUGUUGUUGCAGCGCCAACAGCUGCGCGUCCAGCAGAUUCCCAUGCAGCCACCACAAGCCCAGCAACAGCUGCCCCCACAACUACAGAUGGGCGGUGGCGCUGUGGUUGCCCCCAAAUUGCAACAACAAACGGUUCAAGUAAUUACUGGACCGAAUGGCCAAAUUAUCGAGCAGCAGACCAUAGUUCAGCCCGUUACUCCCACUACACCAGGCACCCCAGGAGCUGCUGGUGGUGUCAACAUAAUGACGGCUCUCGCACCCCAAACUGUUGUUAUGGCAGCAACGGGCCCUGAUGGACAGCCACAGACACCGCAACCGAUGAAUCCGAAGACCAAAACCGCUCUGGCCAACAUGUUGAGUAACCGUUUGGGCAAUAAUGGCGGCCAAAUGCAACAACAGCAACAAUUUGUGGGCGAUCCACAGCAGCAGCAACAACAGCCGCCGAUGCAACAGCAAAUUGUGCAACAAGUGGUUGUUGCGCCACCGCAACAACAACAACCCCAGCAACAGCAGCCUGUGGAUCCGCCUUCGGCCGCAGGCGCACUGCGCCUAAUGGGCCAGCAACACAAUGCCGCUCUGCAGCCACCACAGGUGAUGACUGGACCACCACGAACCCAGCAGGAGUUGCUGAUGUUGCAACAGCAGCAACAACAACAACAGCAGCAUCAGCAGCAGCAAUUGUUGCAACAACAACAACAGCAGCAGCAGCAGAUUCGGCGCGUAGUCAAUGUGGCACAACAACAGCAGCUGGGCGCACCACAUCUGGUGCAACAGCAAAUUGUGGUGGCACCACCACAGACACCUCAGCAUCCGCAUGCCGUCCAUCAUGCGCCGCAACAGCCGCCGCCGCCUCAGCAAUUGACCGUGGCCGGUCCACCGGGCAUGCCUGCUCACGCCUACAUGCAAGCUCGCACGGGUCAGCCACUGCCGAUGCCACCCCGACCUCAGUUCUAUGGCCAUAAUCCCAAUCUAAAGCUGCCCGGCGAUUUCUUCCUGGUCGGCUGCACUUUUUAUAUCGUCGAGUACGAUGAGACGGACGGCGAUGAGUUGCCCAUUUGGCUGGACACUAUUCGCCAAUUUGGCGGCGAUAUUGAACGUGUCUAUUGCCCGCGUGUCACGCACGUUAUCUGUCGCACGCAGCGCCACGGCGUCGUUAUGCAGGCCCUGCGCGACGCCAAACGCUGUGUGACGGCCUACUGGCUAAGUGACAUUUGUCUGAAGCGUCAACUAAUGCCGCCAUGGCAGCCCCUACAUUUGCCCUUCCCCAGCCAGUUUGGAUAUCGCAAGCCGCUGGAACGAUACAUCAUCACCUCGGAGGGCUUCGAGGGUGAAGAGGUAAUACGGCUGCAGCAGAUGGCUGAGGAGUGUGGCGCCAUUUACACCUCAUACCUGUCCAGAGUCAAUACGCUGGUCGUUUGCAAGAAGCUCGAGGGGAACAAGUUCAAUGCGGCCAAGGAAUGGAACAUAACGAUGGUCAAUGCCCUCUGGCUGAGCGAUGUUUGCAUCGGCAAUCUAAGCGGGCUUACCCAGUACGACAAUCAAAAGUAUCAGCAAUACAAUAUGCCAUCGCCAUUCCGCAUCGACUACGGUCUGGUGCCGCACUUGUUGGCUGCCUGGAAGGCACCCAUAAACCUCACACAGGAAGCGCAUGAGCGUGUCAAACGUCACCUUGCGGAUCCAUUCAAUGAUCAGAAGCUGAAACGCCAAAAACUUGCGCUAUAUCCGGAGGAAUUGCCCGAACAAAUUGUAUGCAUUGAGUAUCCGCAAACGACGAAGCCACCGAAAGUAAUUUUCUCGCAGGUCGCCGAUGCGGAGUCGCUGAAGAAGGCAGUUGUACUACUUGGCGGCAUUGUUGUGGACAGUCCCACGGAAGCUACACAUCUGGUGAUGACGCGCGAGAGUCGCACGUGCAAGCUGAUUCAGGCCUGCUGCCAUGUUGAUUACGUACUUAAGUCCAAUUGGCUCAUCGAUAGCGCCAAGGCGGGCAAGUUUGUGCAGACAGAUGCGUAUCGCAUCAAUCACAUUCCAGUCGACGAGAAUCUGCAAUUCGACCUGGACACUGUGCUGAACGCUCCCACUCGCUCCUCCCUCUUUGCCGGCAAGUGCUUUUUUGUGACGCCCGAUGUGUUUCCCGCUCGCGACGAGAUCGUACGCAUGAUAGAGUCCUCUGGCGGCAAGGUGGAGGCAAGGCGACGCUCUGGAGCUUCUGUCGCCGAGGCGCAUGCUCAGUCGCCAGACUCCUAUUUCAUUGUCACGUGUCCGAACGAUAUGCAUCUGUGCGCUGAUCUCACGCGGCACGGUAACCCCAAAUGCCACAUUGUUUCCACGGAGUUUGUGAUGAGCUCCAUUCUCAGGCAGCAGCUGGAAAUCGAACCAAACCUCAUACCCUAUUUGUACAACAAUAACAUUAGCAACAGCUGCAAUAACAACAACAAGUCCUAGCGUCAAGUGUUAACUAACAUAUUAAUCUAAUCGUUAGCUCUUUGGCAAGUGGCGGGCUGUGCUUACUACUUAAAUUUAUAUAUAAAUAUACAUACUAUUUAUAGCAAGUAGCGAAUGCAUACAAGAAUUGUUGUAUGCAUUACACAUAAAUAUAUAUAUUUUUGUAAGCCGUUUAAUUUAGUCAUAUCCGAUUGUCAUAGCAUAAUAGUAUACGAAAUG
Scaptodrosophila lebanonensis is the source of this 7408-nucleotide messenger RNA. It is a transcript of the gene Ptip, whose product is annotated as PAX-interacting protein 1. The transcript has 8 exons. Gene Ontology annotation, cellular component: MLL3/4 complex. Lineage: Eukaryota; Metazoa; Arthropoda; Insecta; Diptera; Drosophilidae. The record is from RefSeq and is a predicted model, not a curated record. Bases 233 to 7189 code for a protein of 2318 amino acids.